Papilio machaon (common yellow swallowtail) is the source of this 1212-nucleotide messenger RNA. RefSeq lists its product as uncharacterized. NCBI's taxonomy places the organism in Eukaryota, Metazoa, Arthropoda, Insecta, Lepidoptera, Papilionidae. Bases 1 to 1212 code for a protein of 403 amino acids. The record is from RefSeq and is a predicted model, not a curated record. Gene Ontology annotation, biological process: DNA integration. The transcript has a single exon. Gene Ontology annotation, molecular function: nucleic acid binding.
AUGUGGGGGCACCGGUUAGUGGUGCCUGAACAAUGUAAAAGUAAAAUUUUAAAAAUUAUUCACGAACCCCACAUGGGCAUAGUAAAGUCCAAGGCGCUCGCCCGCAGCUAUGUAUGGUGGGCGGGCAUCGACGAAGCGGUGGAGCGCGCGUGCCGGGAGUGCGAGGCGUGCGCGGCGCAGGCGGACGCGCCGCCACGGCAGACACCGCGCAUGUGGCCCUGGCCAUCGCGCCCCUGGACCUGCCUCCAUUUAGAUUUCUUGGGCCCAAUCGGGGGGAAAACAUUUUUGGUGGUAGUGGACGCGAUGUCGAAGUGGUUCGAAGUUUUCCACAUGACGGGGGUUUCGGCGAGCUAUUUAAUUGAUCGGUUAAAUGAAUUAUUCAGCCGGUUCGGUAUACCGAAGCACAUCGUCACUGAUAACGGUACGCAGUUCGCUUCGAAGGAGUUCGAAUAUUUUAACCAGUAUUACGGCAUACAACACAUUUUCACUCCACCUUAUCACCCAUCGUCGAACGGGUUAGCCGAAAACGCGGUUAAAACGCUUAAGAGGAUAAUUAAAAAGGCGCUGCAAGAGAAGCGGGACAUAAACAGGGCUCUGUGGUCAUUUUUACUUUACUACCGUAACGUGGAACAUUUUACAACUGGCGAGAGCCCGGCGAUGCUUUUACUCGGCAGACCGAUACGUACCCGCCUCGAUGUAAUUAGACCGGAUCGGGAGGGCAAAGUGCGUUGCGCACAACAACGUCAGCAGGAGGCGGCCGGCGGGGCCAACCGGACAUUCGACAAGUCUGAUACGGUUUGGUACAGGCAGUACCUUAAAGGGGAGAAAUGGAUUCCGGGGCAGGUAGUAGAGGUUCUUGGAAGCAGUAACUUUAAGGUAAGAGGAUCCGACGGUGGGGUGGUGCACAGACAUAUCGAUCAGUUGCGUAGGAGACCGAGCGAGAGCAGGCAAUCGCUCGCGUCUGCCCCGUCUGUGUUGGGUGAACAGGUAGACAGUGCGAACGCUCAAGGAUCAGACCCCGGGGGCGCGGGGUCGGAGGAGGAGGACGAAUCGGAGGGGCCGACGGGAGAGAGGGCGCCGCGCGUGGCCGAGCCGCCGGCGUCGCAGCCGCAGCCCGCUCCGGCUUCACCGGGCGCGGCAGGACAUGUGUCCGCGGCUGCCGCACUUAGAGUUCGCCCUAUUAGGCAGUGCCGAUUAGUUAAGCCUAAGUAA